Messenger RNA from Carassius auratus (goldfish), 3575 nucleotides. Its product is annotated as centrosomal protein of 120 kDa-like. Gene Ontology annotation, cellular component: centrosome. Lineage: Eukaryota; Metazoa; Chordata; Actinopteri; Cypriniformes; Cyprinidae. Bases 89 to 3160 code for a protein of 1023 amino acids. Gene Ontology annotation, biological process: interkinetic nuclear migration; positive regulation of centriole elongation. The transcript is spliced from 20 exons. The record is from RefSeq and is a predicted model, not a curated record.
UUACCGUCGUUGUUCAAACACAACAGACGCGCUAAAGACAAACAACAGAUCAAACUCGUCCUCAGAUCAUCAUGAAUGUGUCGAAAACAUGGCUUCUAAACCAGAACAGCUGCUGAUUGUUGUUUCUGUGCUCGAAGGCCGUCAGUUUCCCAGGAGUCCUCGGCACACGCUCGUAGUUGAGGCUCGCUUCGACGGCGAGAGUUUGGCCACAGACCCCGUGGAACACAAAGAACAGCCCCAGUUCUGCACUGAGCUGGCCUGGGAGCUGGACCGCAAGACUCUGCAUCAGCACCGGCUCCAGAGAACACCCAUCAAACUACAGUGUUACGCCGUCGACUCCAGCUCGUCUGCGAGGGAGUGUGUGGGAUACAUCGUCCUCGAUCUCAGAUCGCUGCAAGAGAUCAAGCAGGCUCCUAAAUGGCAUCCUUUACUCAGUAGCAAGUACACCAAACUUAAACCUGCUCUUCUGAUCAGCAUGAUCUUAGAGAACGACACCAAACCAGCAGCUGAGCCGUUCAAGGCCAAGAAAGCUCCAGCGAGGCCAGGCUCUCCAGCGCUGGUUCCUCUGGACUCUGAUAAACUCAGGCCGCUUCUGAACGAGGAGGAAGGUUUCCAUCAGAUCGGUCCUGAAGAUGUGUGCGCUGAGAUGUUUGUGCUGUCGGUGACGCUUGCGUUUGCUUCUAAGCUGGAGCAGCUGAUCUCCAGCUCCACCAAGCUGUCCAGCGAGGGCUCCGAGUUCUUCUUCUAUUACACUCUGUUGGGGAACGACGUCACCAGUGAACCUUUCCAGAACCUCCUCUGUCCGAACUUUGAGCCUGAGCGAGCGUCGGUGCGCAUCCGCAGCAGUGAGCCCUUCCUGCGGCUCUUCCUCGGUCAGCAGCCCUGUCUUCAGAUCCAUCUCUGCUGUGGAAACCAGUCUCUGGGCAGCACUGAGGUCAGUCUGGCCGGGUUGAUGAAGAGCGGCGCUGAUCUCACUAAAGCUCCGGCCACUAUAGAGGGUGUUUUCAUCCUUCAGCCUCCGCAGCGAGUGAAGGCCGGCCUGCAGUGUGUCCCGCCGGACCUCCAGCCCACUGUGAGCGUGUCUGUGACCCUCCGAACCGAAGACAGCGCUCAUCAGCUGGAAGUACCCAUUGAGAAUGGACCUAAAACGCCAGUGAAGAAAGGCCCGGUUCCAGCCGCCCGUCGUGAACGUCCCUCAGAGGAGCCCAGAGCCCUUAAGACCCCAUCACCGGACCGGCCUCUCCGGACUCCAGACGCUUCUCCUGAACACCAGCACUCAGAGAGCGAGGCCGAGAGUCUGUGCAGUGACAUCAGACAGGCCCCGCCCACGGCGCAUGAGAGACAGGCCCCGCCCACGGCACAUGAGAGACAGGCCCCGCCCACGGCACAUGAGAGACAGGCCCCGCCCACGGCGCAGAAGAGAGAGGCCCCGCCCACGGCACACGAGAGACAGGCCCCGCCCACGGCGCAGAAGAGACAGGCCCCGCCCACGGCACAUGAGAGACAGGCCCCGCCCACAGCACAUGAUGUGACUGAAGCUGAUGCUGGAGACUCGUCCGUCUCUGUUUCUGCUCCGAAGAUCUCCAUCCCUGCGUCUGCACAUCACUACAGCUUCUCCCUGGACCUGCGCAGCGUCCGAGACCUGAGGACCAGCUUCCCUGUGAACUGCAUCCUCCGGUACGCUUACCAGUUCUUCGGCAGCGCGGCUCCCAUCAUGACCAGUCCAGCGGUGGAGGUGAAGAAGAACACAGAGGUGUUUCUGCCGCAGUCGUACUGCGCCUUUGAUUUCGCCGCUUUACCCAAUCAGCUUCAGGACACGUUCCUCAGGGUUCCUCUGCUGGUGGAGAUGUGGCACAGAGAGCCGAUCUCUGGAGAUGUUCUGCUGGGUUCUGUCAGCAUUCAUCUGUCCCGUCUCCUCAGCUCCGAGAAGACACGCUUCCUGGACCCGUCCGGUCUGCAGCGCUGGAGACAGAGCUGUUCUGAGAGGAUCCCCAUCAUGAGAGCAGACGGGUCCGAGAGGUUGGCUGAACUCUGUUACGUGAGCGUUCUUGAAGAUCUGGGCUUCGUGAAAGCUCAAGACGUCCUCGUCUCUGAAUCGUCACAGGGGCCGGCGGCGGCUCUGGCUCCUCCUCCUCAGGGCCCCGGGGGGGCGGAGCCUGUCACUCGACCUCGAGAGACCCCGGAGUACAAGGCAGCGCUGGAGCUGGAGAUGUGGAAGGAGAUGCAGGAGGAUCUGUUCGAUAAUCAGCUGAAGCAGAAGGAGUUGAGUCACAUGCAGGCGCUGGCCGAGGAGUGGAGGAAGAGAGAUCUCCAGCGGGAGGCGCUCAUCAAGAAGAAGGAGCUGGAGUAUAAUGUUCUGGAGGAGCAGCUGCAGAAGACUCUGUGUGAUCUGGAGAAGAGAGAGAAAGCUCUGGCUCACGCUGAGAUGGAGACGCAGAGACUGCAGCGAGAGCUCCGCUCCGAGCACGAGCUCAACAUGAGAGAGCUGCAGGACAGCGGCCGGCGUCUGCGCCAGGACUGCACCCACCAGGUGGAGCUGGAGAGGUCAAAGGUCAGGCAGCUCCAGGAUCAGCUGGCUCAGCAGCGACAGCAGAUACAAGAGGCUGAGAACAAAUACAAGCAGCUGGAGAAGGAGUUUGUUCAGUACCGAGAUCAGCAGAACGUCCGGCCCGAGGUCCGUCUGCAGUCUGAGAUCAACCUGCUGACCCUGGAGAAGGUGGAGCUGGAGCGUAAACUGGAGUCUGCUACUAAAUCCAAACUGCAUUACAAGCAGCAGUGGGGACGAGCCCUGAAGGAGCUGGCCAGGUUUAAACAGCGCGAGCAGGAGAACGCUAUGACCCGUCUGAGGAAGCAGCAGCAGGAGCUGGAGCACAUGAGGUUACGAUACCUGGCCGCUGAAGAGAAGGAGGUCGUCCAGAACGAGAAACACGAGCUUCAGGACAUCCGGAACGAGCUGAACAGGCUGAAGCCGCAGGAGGAGCCGCGCAGCUGGAGGGACACGGCACACGCGUGUGCGAGCGAGAGCGCUGAUGAACACGUGACACGUCUGCUGGAGGAGAGAGACACGCUGCUGCGCACCGGAGUCUACACGCAUGACGACAGGAUCAUCUCUGAGCUGGACCGACAGAUCCAGCAGAUCAUGAGCCGCAGGAACACGUGACACGCGCGAGAAAGCCUUGCUGUGUGUGUGUGUGUGUGUUUAGAUGUGACUGUCGGUUUAAAUAAAUGCUUUUCUGAUCAUCUGAUGAAGUUUGUUUCUGCUUAGAUUAAGGUUUAAUCGGACAGGUUUGGUGAAAUCAGAAGAAAUAGUCACGAGUCUGAAGGAACACAUUUCUAGGAAUUUUGCAGUUAAUUCUCAUUUUGUAUUUUCAGAAAGAUUUGGAAUAUUUGUUACCACCAAAACGCAAUAAUCAGAAUUUCUUUUUUUUUUGAGGUGAAUCAAUACAUUUUAACAAUAUUCCAGUAGUGAUUUUGUUGUACUUUGAUUCCAUCUUUUCUUGGUAAAAGGCAAAACGUUGAUUACACUGAUUUCAAACUAAGGUUACAUUGAACCAAAAACUGUUACAACAUCUUAA